Messenger RNA from Physcomitrium patens, 3503 nucleotides. Its product is annotated as cell division cycle protein 27 homolog B. Gene Ontology annotation, molecular function: protein binding. The record is from RefSeq and is a predicted model, not a curated record. Gene Ontology annotation, cellular component: anaphase-promoting complex; cytoplasm. Lineage: Eukaryota; Viridiplantae; Streptophyta; Bryopsida; Funariales; Funariaceae. Gene Ontology annotation, biological process: metaphase/anaphase transition of mitotic cell cycle; cell division; protein ubiquitination.
UGCCCAGCUUUCAAACUCGUUUCCAGCCAUCGCGCGUCAGGUUUGGCGGUGUGGCUCAAUCGCACUCUUUCGCUCUCUGGCUCGCAUUUGAAGUUGCAGCUGCUACAACAGACGUCGAAGUCGCGCAAAUCGGAGAAAACACUGUAGGACUUUAACUACGGCACACGGCGUGUGUGACAGCGCGUUAGAAUUGGCGCUUCGAUUGACGCAGGUUUUGGGCAACGGGCCGAUUUUUCGGGGGGUUUUGGGGGGUUGGAAGUUGGGGGGAUCUUGUGGAGUGGUGGAUUGGGGCGAUGAUAGAGUUGGAAUGUGUGUGGCCGCUUCGAUGUCGCUCUGAGAGGAGCGUAUUGUGAGCAGGAACACGAGACGGCACGUGAGGCGUUGGUUUUGGGGUGUUCGAACGAAUUCUCUGUGAGUCUUUUUUUUUUUUUUUUUUUUUUUUUUUCUGUUUGGUCGUCGUUUUUGUUGUUCCACGCAACGCGAAUCAAACGGAAACUGCAUUUUCGAAUCCUGGAGCGUGUGAAGGCGAAGCAUCGGGCUUGGGAUGGUACUCCAGGGCCCGUCGUGGCUGGAUCUUCAGUUGCAGUUGGAGCAGGGCGAUUAAUGGAGGCGGAGAGGUCGAUUGAUGUAAAAUUAGGGUUUGACGAUAGGGUUUUGUGGGUUUAGAGAGCUGGGAGGAUGGAGAAUUAUCUGCACGAGUGUGUUCGGUCGUCUUUGCGUGCGUACUUGUACGCGAAUGCUACAUUCCUGUGUGAGCGCUUGUGUGCGGAGUUUCCCUCGGAGAGUAAUGUGCACUUGCUGGCAACGUGCUAUUUCCGGAGCAACAAGGCACACCAGGCUUAUCAUGUUCUGAAAGGUACCAAAUCGCGGCAAUGUCGAUACCUAUUUGCACUGGCGUGCAUGGAGAUGCAAAAUUUGGAAGAGGCGGAAGCGGCAUUGUUAAGUUCAUUGGAACCAGGUGCUGAGUCGCAGCCCAGUUCAGCAGCGAGCUAUUAUCUACUGGGCGUCAUUUGCAAGCAGUCGGAUCGAAGGCAGGGAGCAAUUGGGCAUUACACGCAAGCGUUGUCUCUGGAUCCGUUUCUUUGGUCUGCAUACGAGGAUUUGUGUGGCCUUGGAGCGGAAGAGGAAGCUGCCUCCGUGUUCAGCGAUGCAGCAAGUUUUCAGCUACAGAAAGUUGAGUUCCUCGGGCAAUUGAAUGCGAUGCAGAAUGAGCAUGAUGAUAAUGAUUAUUCGCUUCGUACCCCUGUGUCCAGCAAUGGCAGCCCUAAGCAUAGGAGGCUGCAUUCCGGUGGUGCUGUUAGCGAUGCAGGGAGUGCGUUCAUGACUCCAACGUCCGAGGGUAUGUGUACCCCUGCGCCUGUUCCGAACUUAGGGUUGGGACUUCCAGGACCGGGUCGUAGUACCAACCCGAGUGCUAGCCCUGCGGGAGGGGGAGCAGGUGAGGGAGUUGGAAGAGGAGGUGGAGGGACAGUUGGGUAUGCGCAGCAGCGACGGAAGUUUGUUGAUCCCGAUGGAAAAUUUCGUAAGAGCUUGCGAUCGCUUUCCAUGCGCCCAGGGUACACCCAAAUACCUGGAAGGCUCUUCGAGCAGGGGGCACCUAGAAGGAGUACAAGGUUGAACAUGAGUGGAGACUGUAAUGCUGCACAGGCACAGCAACCUUGCACUACGAGUAAUGUAGGCGCCACCACGAUGGGGUCAGGAGCCAAUGCUGGAGGAGUUGUUGCGCCCGUGAGAGGCGGAGGUACCGGAGUCACGCCCUCGCGGAUAACCAUAUCUCGGAAGCAAGCUGUGGGCAUUAGCGUGGACGAUGGUAGGAAACUGUUUGACAGCUUCGAGGUUUCUGGAGGCGUGGACGAGGGGCUGAGUAAUUCCAAAUUGGAAGGUGCGGAAGAGGAGGCACCACUGUCAGCUCGAUGCAUCUCGCGUGGAGCUUCGGAAUUAUUCCAGCUGUUACGGAUUUUGGGGGAAGGGUAUCGUCAUCUGUGCAUGCUUCGUUGCCAAGAAGCUGUUCAAAGCUUUUCCAAGCUACCUCAACAGCAUUUUGCGACUGCCUGGGUGCUUUGUCAAGUGGGAAGAGCGUACUUGGAAAUGGUUAAUUAUGCUGAGGCGGAGCGUGUAUACAGCUGGGCGCGACGUGUCUCCCCACACUGCUCAGAGGGAAUGGACAUGUAUUCAACAGCGCUUUAUCAUAUGAAGAAAGAUGUGCAGUUGAGUUAUUUAGCACAAGAUGCCGUUGCUAUGGACCGGUUGUCGCCGCAGGCAUGGUGUGUGAUGGGGAACUGUUUUAGUUUGCAGAAGGAUCACGAAACUGCAUUGAAGUUCUUCCAACGAGCUCUUCAGUUAGAUCCGAAUUUCACUUACGCACAUACUCUUUGUGGGCACGAAUAUGUAGCGAUGGAAGAUUUUGAGGAGGGUCUCACCUGCUACCGCAAAGCUAUUCGGCUCGAUUCCCGUCAUUACAAUGCUUGGUAUGGACUGGGUACUAUCUACUUUCGGCAAGAGAAGUAUGAGCUAGCUGAGUACCACUUUCGAAGAGCUCUCUUCGUGAAUUCCCGCUCUUCGGUGUUGCAUUGCUAUCUGGGCAUGGCAUUGCAUGCACUGAAGAAGAAUGGCGAAGCUUUGGCUUUGUUGGAGCAAGCAAUAGUUGCAGACCCGAAAAACCCUCUCCCAAAGUUUCAAAGAGCCAAUGUGUUGAUGAGCGAGGGACGUUGCCAUGAGGCGCUGGCAGAGCUGGAGGAGCUGAAGGAACUAGCUCCACGGGAGAGUAGUGUCUUCUUUCUGAUGGGUCGAAUAUACAAGCGAUUAGACAUGCUAGAACGUGCUAUCCAUCAUUUUUGCAUUGCUCUAGACUUGAAGCCAUCGGCUACGGACGUGAAUCUAAUUAAGACAGCCAUCGAGAAGUUGCCAAUUGCAGAUGAUCUCGAGGUUGAGAAUUUGUAGCCUUAUUUCAGCCUCCUCGCCUGGCUGUUGCGAAAGACCUGUUGACUUGAGAACUGUUUGGUCUUGGAGCACCUGUACAUUGUGUUCAUCUUUUAUUCUGGCCUGGAGCUGCUGUUUAGCAUGUGGCAGUUCUGCUUGUUGUUCAAAUCAGAGAACGACGAGUUCACUUCCAGGCCACCUUGAUUUAUUUGGCUCGUCUAUAUUCCCAGCCAUAUCAACUGAAUCCUCACUUUGGCCGUUCAGACAGCUAGCUUGCUUGUUUGCGUUAGACCGUUCACACUUUAACUAGGGUGGAGAGUUGUAUGCUUAUGUUACACUAGUUAGAAAAAGUUGAACUGGGAGGUGCCUUUUGUUUCUGACCUCUCUCAUGAAUAUCUUUGGACUGGGUGACACUUGGUGAGUUGUUUACUUGAUGAUAGUAGAGAUAUGGAGUGUUCAGGUACAUUUAGAAGAAUUAGUCAUGGACUUGCCCAAAAUAUCUGAUGUUUGGAUUCAAGUUUCAUUUUCUGUGGUAAUGUUUUUGAAUCUCAGAGGUUUGUUGGCAAGACUGAGUUGCGAGUUUA